UCAAGUGUUAUCAGUUAUAAUUAUGUGUCUGAUAAUGCAGUCUGUGCUUGAAUCACGUAAAUGGCACGCGACAAAAACUUAGUUUGAUUUCAUUUUAAUUUGUUUAAUUUCUUUUUUAAUUUGUUGUUUGUGUGCGAUAUGGAACUGAAUAAGAUAAAUGACGAAAUACAUGAAAGUGAUGUUGUAAUAAAAGUGAAAAAUUAUGGAGUCUGGACACCCGAAGAAAAAUCUUGGUGGCGGCGGACACCUUAUAAACACAAAACGGUUAUACUGAAUGAUGUUUCAGCAUGUUUUAAGACUGGCGAAUUCACAGCGGUAAUUGGACCAAGUGGUGCCGGCAAAACAACGUUUCUAGUUUCCAUAGCUGGUAAAUGUAAUCUACCGUCUUCUGGUAUAAUAAAUGUCAACAAUGUCAAUGUCAACAAAAUGCAGCGAGGGGUUGUGGAAGUGGUCCCGCAGUUUGAUGUCUUCAUGGAUAGCUUGACGGUCUACGAGCAUUUAGUUUUUAUGACAGAAAUGAAAUUAGGAAGUGUUAAAAAACUACAGAAUAGAAAUAUUCUAAAAUCCUUAAUCCAAGAAUUGAAAUUGAAGGCACUUGAAAAUAAUCCAAUUUGUACGUUAUCUGGCGGUGAAAGAAGAUUAUUGUCUCUGGCAACAUCUUUACUAUCAAGUCCUCUUGUAUUAAUAUGCGAUGAGCCAACCACAGGUCUGGAUAGUUACAAUGCUUUACUAGUAAUUGGCGUUUUAAAGAAACUCUCAAAAGGCGGGAAAAUAGUCAUAUGUUCUGUACAUCAGCCAUCUUCGGAUUUAUUCAAAGAGUUCAACUCUGUGUGUUUGAUGUCGGAGGGAAAAUUGGUGUUUCAUGGAACACAGCGGGAGUGUAAGGAACAAUUUGAGAGGGUAAACCUCAGAUGUCCAGUUAACUUUAACCCAGCGGAGUUUUACAUUAGAGCCGUAUCAAAUACCAACAGGUGUAUAAAAGAAAUUAUGGAAAAUAACCGACACCCUUCGGUUUUUGGUAAAACCGGUUCACUGACAGUGCCGCAGAUACACACAUGCCAAAGAAAUUGGUUUAAACAAGUGCAAUUAAUGAUUUGGAGGUCUUCUCUAUCUUUAAAGAGAGAAAUGAAAAACUAUGUGUUUCAGCUGUUUAUUUGUACGCUGAUAUCCUCCAUAAUAAUAGGCACAUGUUACGUCGGUAUCUCGGGGCGGACACAGCGCGGCGUCCAAGACAUGAGAGGGUUCCUCUGGCUCAUGUGUUCGGAGGUCUCUUUCAGUCUGUCUUAUGUCGCGUUAUAUGCGUUUGAGUUUGACCUCGUGCUGUUGAAGAGGGAGGUGGGAGUGUAUAGUGCUUCGGCUUUCUAUGUGUGCCGGUUUUUGACGUUGAUGCCUCGAUGCCUAGUAUGGCCAGUUGCUUACGUCAUUAUAGCCACACUCGCUAUCGAGCUGCCGGAUCACAUUUUGACAGCUGUCAAAUUCGCUGCAGCUCUUAUUAUAACGGCAAUAGCUUCUACAGCUUAUGGUCUUGGUAUGGGAGCUCUAUUCAUUUCUACUGGAGUAAUGGGUGACGUCAUGCCUUGCGCUGACCUGCCGCUAUUCAUAAUGUCGGGAGCUUUUCUACGCUUAUCAUCGCUUCCUAUCUGGCUGUAUCCUUUGAAGUAUUUCUCGCACUUUUACUAUGGUAUGGACGCCAUUAGUAACAUUUAUUGGAGGCAAAUUGACGAAAUUGAUUGCCCAUCUAACUCUACCUCUGCUUGUUACAAAGAUGGAAUGGCUGUGCUUGUUGAAAAUGGAUAUUCUGAAAACUUCAUUUUCGAAGAUUACAUGGGUUUUCUUUUCGUCACAAUUGUAUGGAGUAUAAUUGGUUUUUACGGACUCAAAAGGGAAGAAAAUAAAGGCUACGCGUACUGAAA
This is a messenger RNA of Colias croceus (clouded yellow), 1913 nucleotides long. RefSeq names its product protein brown-like. Gene Ontology annotation, cellular component: membrane. The transcript is spliced from 12 exons. NCBI's taxonomy places the organism in Eukaryota, Metazoa, Arthropoda, Insecta, Lepidoptera, Pieridae. Gene Ontology annotation, molecular function: ATP binding; ATP hydrolysis activity; ABC-type transporter activity. Bases 139 to 1911 code for a protein of 590 amino acids. The record is from RefSeq and is a predicted model, not a curated record.